CCUCACGAGAGACGAGAGCUCGCAUCGCAUCGCAGCUGAAGCGCAGCCAUGGCGCCUCCUCAGAUCUCGCGCAAACCCCUCGCCUCUCUCCUCCUCCUCCUCGCCGCCGUGGUCUCCGCGGCGUCCGCCGACGACGUGGUGGCCCUGACGGAGUCCACCUUCGAGAAGGAGGUCGGCCAGGACCGCGGCGCCCUCGUCGAGUUCUACGCGCCAUGGUGUGGCCACUGCAAGAAGCUUGCCCCUGAAUAUGAAAAACUCGGUGCAAGUUUCAAGAAAGCUAAAUCGGUCCUAAUUGCAAAGGUUGACUGUGAUGAGCACAAGAGUUUGUGCAGCAAGUAUGGAGUUUCUGGAUACCCCACGAUCCAAUGGUUCCCCAAAGGUUCAUUGGAGCCCAAGAAGUAUGAAGGUCAACGUACCGCAGAAGCCCUUGCAGAAUAUGUUAACAGUGAAGCAGCCACCAAUGUAAAGAUAGCAGCUGUUCCUUCUAGUGUCGUGGUUCUUACACCAGAGACCUUCGACUCCGUUGUUCUUGAUGAAACCAAAGAUGUCCUUGUAGAGUUCUAUGCCCCAUGGUGUGGUCACUGCAAGCAUCUUGCUCCGAUAUAUGAGAAGGUGGCUUCUGUUUUCAAGCUGGACGAGGGUGUGGUUAUUGCUAACCUUGAUGCUGACAAACACACUGCCUUGGCAGAGAAGUAUGGAGUUUCUGGAUUUCCCACGUUGAAAUUCUUCCCGAAGGGAAACAAAGCUGGUGAAGAUUAUGAUGGUGGUCGUGAUUUGGAUGACUUCGUCAAGUUUAUUAAUGAGAAGUGUGGAACCAGCCGUGAUUCAAAGGGUCAGCUUAGUUCGGAGGCUGGAGUUGUCGAAAGCUUGACUCCUCUUGUGAAGGAGUUCCUUGGUGCUGCAAAUGAUAAGCGGAAAGAAGUCCUCUCCAAAAUGGAAGAGGAUGUUGCAAAGCUCAGUGGUCCUGCUGCCAAGUACGGAAAGAUCUAUGUGAACUCUGCAAAGAAGAUCAUGGAGAAAGGUUCUGAAUAUGCUAAGAAGGAAACAGAGAGGCUUCAACGCAUGUUGGAGAAGUCGAUCAGUCCUUCGAAAGCCGAUGAAUUCGUCAUCAAGAAGAACAUUCUUUUGACCUUCUCCUCUUAAAGAGCGUCCCACGUACCCCACCGAGCAGUUGGGGUAUAGUCAGUAGUGCAAUGCCCACAUCCACGAGAGGAAACCAGAAAGAAACGAGAGAGGAGAUAUCAGUGAGAGAUGGCAAUGGAAGUUCGUUAGUUGGGUUUUCUGUUGAGCAAACAUGUAUCCCACUGCCCGGCAUGAUCUUUUUUUCUUUCUGCUAUUUGCUUUUGUGUUUACAGGGAUUGACAUAGCUACCAACUAGUUUACCCAAAAGAACAGAAGAGGUUUUGUAACCAUCCCGUGAUGAGUGAUGACAUGACACCGUACUGCGUUUGUCAAUUCAAUAAUUUGAUAUUUCAGCUUACAUUAUUUCUGUUUA
Molecule: messenger RNA, 1495 nt
Organism: Oryza brachyantha (malo sina)
Lineage: Eukaryota; Viridiplantae; Streptophyta; Magnoliopsida; Poales; Poaceae
Product: protein disulfide isomerase-like 2-1
Exons: 11
Coding region: 49-1143 (364 amino acids)
Biological process (GO): protein folding
Cellular component (GO): endoplasmic reticulum
Molecular function (GO): protein disulfide isomerase activity
Source: RefSeq, a predicted model, not a curated record